ACAGCAGGCACUGACUCUGCUGGGAAAGUCAGGCAAGGUGUUUAAUGUCCAGAGUCAUACUGAGCACAAUGUGAGAAUACCAAGUGAUUCAAAUGUAUGUCAUAUCUCAGGCAUAUGUGUUCUGACUGAUGGGCAGGUACUGAUGGCAGACUAUAAGAAUCAUAAAGUCAAGAAGCUGAACCAGCAGUACCAGGUGGUGAGUCACUGGGAGGUGACUGCUAAUAUAUAUGACAUGUGUCUCAUCACACCCAGUGAGGUUGCAGUGGUUGUGAAUGAGAAUGCUAACAACACUCAUGAGGUCCAGUUUAUCAAAGUCACCAAAAGCCAGCUCACUCCAGGGAGGAAGCUUAAGUUACAACAUGAAUGUAGUGGUAUUGCCCACCACCAGGGUGAACUGUUUAUCACCUCUGGUACUGCUGUGUUCAAGUACACUCUGACUGGCAAACUAGUCUGCAGACUCUAUGAAGACAGAUCAGCUGAUUAUACAUUAUGGAAGUGUGCUGUGACUCCCACAGGAGACAAGCUGUACAUCAUCAGCCUCUGGCAGCACAAGCUUCACACCCUGGCCAGGGAUGGCACACUCCUGGCUACAUUGACAGACCCAGCACUAGUGUGGCCACGUGGUCUACAUGUGACCCCUGCAGGCCAGGUGCUGGUCUGUGGAAGCCUGUCCUACACUGUACUACAGGUGAACAUGGAAGGGGAGAGUAAGCUGGGGGCCACUCUGUAUACAGGGAGGGAUGGAUUGUGGUACCCAUUGUCUGUCUGCUACUGCAGUACAACAUCAUCCAUCAUUGUGGGACAGGGGAACAACAUCAUCCUGGUGUUCAGAGUGGAAUAGUGUAUACAUUCGCUGCUGAGACGGGACAAUGAUGCUGAAGAUGUGUUGGACAAGAAUAACCUGAGUACACACAAGUGUGGCAUUGAAUUCCAUGGAGGCGGAUUUCCCGGAGGAAUACCUCACCUGUACGGUAUGAUGACCACCAGACAAACUCACAUUCUUCCGUGAAUGGGAAUUUAGCCCUGGUCGCCUAUGUACGAAGCGCGUGUACUAACCACUGCGCUAACCGGACAGACACCACAGCAUUUAAAAACACGAGCUAGCCUUUAUGGGGACGCGGAAAAACGUCUGCCUUGUAACCGAUAGGUCCAGGGCACGAUCCCCAUUGAAGACAAUGAUUGUUAUACGUGGAUUACAUGUAGAUCAAGUGAUAUAUCGGAAUUGACAAACAAUCUUCAAUGUUAUGUUAAUCAUUAAA
Molecule: messenger RNA, 1259 nt
Organism: Dreissena polymorpha
Lineage: Eukaryota; Metazoa; Mollusca; Bivalvia; Myida; Dreissenidae
Exons: 4
Coding region: 143-841 (232 amino acids)
Source: RefSeq, a predicted model, not a curated record